Messenger RNA from Orbilia oligospora ATCC 24927, 975 nucleotides. RefSeq lists its product as uncharacterized. Gene Ontology annotation, molecular function: cyclin-dependent protein serine/threonine kinase regulator activity. Lineage: Eukaryota; Fungi; Ascomycota; Orbiliomycetes; Orbiliales; Orbiliaceae. The coding region runs from base 1 to 975 and encodes 324 amino acids. The record is from RefSeq and is a predicted model, not a curated record. Gene Ontology annotation, cellular component: nucleus; mediator complex. Gene Ontology annotation, biological process: positive regulation of transcription by RNA polymerase II. The transcript has 3 exons.
AUGGCGGCCAACUUCUGGACAUCCACCCAACGGGCACACUGGCAGCUCACCCGAGAGAAGAUUGCAGAUAUGCGAAGAGGCCUUGAUGAGGAGGACACCAAUAAAGGGCUGGGCCUUGCUUUCCCAUUACCGGAUCAUAAACAAUUACAGUUGUAUUUUCAUCACUAUUCAGAGAAUUCUACAGGUCUGCAACGUUUAGCUCGUCGUCUUCAGCUCCGGCAACAACCCCAAGCCACAGCAGAAACAUAUCUUAAGAGAUUCUACCUCAAGGUUUCAAUACGGGACACCAAUCCGUACCUUAUGCUGUCAACUUGCGUCUACCUGGCUUGUAAGAUGGAGGAAUGCCCCCAGCACAUCAGAAGCGUCGUUAAUGAGGCGAGAACUUUGUUUCAGGAGUUUAUCCCGCAAGACAUCGCCAAGCUUGCGGAAUGUGAAUUCCACCUGAUAUCAGAAUUAAACUCUUAUCUGAUCGUCCACCACCCCUACCGAACACUAAUGGAGGUACAGGUACCGUUGAAAUUGUCUCCGGACGAGAUAAUGGCUGCAUGGUCGUUUCUAAAUGACUCCUAUAUUACUGAUUUGAUAUUACUUUAUCCGCCACAUACUAUAGCAUUUACUGCUAUAUUUCUAGCGGUGUUUGUCCGACCUGCAAUACACACGCAAGCAAAUUUAAAUGCUUCUGGUUCCACGGCGUUAGGUAUGGGCACCGCUGCGGGAGCGGGUGGCAGCAUAGUUCAGCCGUCGGUUGGCCAGAGUGCUGCCGUAUCCGCAGCAUCCGGUAUCAACCCUCAGAACCAUAGUAGCGCGAGAUUGUCUCAGAUGAGCGAGUGGUUUGCAGAAUCAGGUGUUGAGAUGGAGGCAAUAAUCGAAUGCACACAAGAAAUGAUCUCGCUAUAUGAUGCCUGGGAGACAUGGACGGAUAAAGUGUGUAGGGAAAGUGUUGCCAGAUUGAUCAGGGGGCGUCAGCUAUCAUAG